This is a messenger RNA of Aspergillus nidulans FGSC A4, 702 nucleotides long. RefSeq lists its product as uncharacterized. Lineage: Eukaryota; Fungi; Ascomycota; Eurotiomycetes; Eurotiales; Aspergillaceae. The record is from RefSeq and is a predicted model, not a curated record. Bases 1 to 702 code for a protein of 233 amino acids. The transcript has 3 exons.
AUGACAAGAAGUUCUCGCAAUCUUGAAGGCUGGUCCAUCUACCCACGCAAUCUGUGCUUAUCAGCUGCGGAGGUCGACGCCAAAGGCUAUGAUCGGCGCCUCGCACAGGCAGAGAAGCGUCUUUUUGCGGGUGAGAGUGUGGACUUCGACGAGAGUUCGGACACAGACGAGGACGAGAAUGUGGCGCAAAUCCUCGACUUUGGGUCAAUCCGCCAAGACGGUUCGAGAAUUGCCAAAUAUACUGCAAUCAAUUCUACAUCGGAGUUGACAGAGAUCUUCCAGAAACCUCGAUGCUCAUGGGUGUUUUUCCUGUACCAGUACGACUCGUGGGGCCAGCUACGAGUCUCGGCUGAGUUUCUAAAGAAGCUGUUCAGUUUUCUUCGAGUGCAUCCGGAGUACCUCGAUAUUGUCUUUCUUUUUGCGGAAAAGUCGGGUCCUGUUGAGCAAUCGUACAGCUCAUUUUUCUCCCACUGUCGGCCGCUCUCAUCAGAAAAUCUAGCCACCGAGUCCGGUUGUAGCUAUGGUGAGAACACCCAAUAUCCCAGACCUGGAUGGAUCGACGUGCUGAAGCUGCAGACAUUGGAUACAACAUCAAGUACGUGGCCGCCCACGGACGAUCCAUUCCAAAGGACCCAUUCUCCGUGCGCGAAACCGGGGUAUAUCAUGGCUACGAUGCUGCGACGCAGCAGACCCAAUGGGUAA